GCAUCGGGUCGGGCGGUGUGCGGCCCGCGGCAGCGUAGUAGCAGCAGCCAGUCACGAGCAGCAUGAACCUGGACGCCGAGAACCGCGUCGUACUCAACGUGGGCGGCAUCAGGCACGAAACGUACAAGGCGACCCUCAAGAAGAUACCCGCGACGCGGCUCUCCCGGCUCACCGAGGCCCUGGCCAACUACGACCCGGUGCUGAACGAGUACUUCUUCGACCGCCACCCGGGCGUCUUCGGGCAGAUACUCAACUACUACCGCACUGGCAAGCUGCACUACCCUACCGACGUGUGCGGACCGCUCUUCGAAGAGGAGCUCGAGUUCUGGGGACUCGACGCAAAUCAGGUGGAGCCCUGCUGCUGGAUGACGUACACGCAGCAUAGGGACACGCAGGAGACGCUGGCUGUCCUCGACCGGCUCGACCUGGACACGGACAAGCCGAGUGAGGAAGAGAUCGCACGCAAGUUCGGCAUGGAGGAGGAGUACCUCGCUGGGACGCUGUCCUGCUGGCAGCGAGUCAAGCCCAAAAUCUGGUCGCUGUUCGACGAGCCGUACUCUUCCACGGCUGCCAAGAUCAUCGGCGUGAUGUCCGUGUUCUUCAUCUGCGUCUCCAUCUUAUCCUUCUGCCUCAAGACCCACCCAAACAUGCGCGUGCCGGCCAUCAAGAACAUCACCGUGGCGACGUCGGAGAGCGCCGUAGCGUGGACGCUGGACAAGAUCCAGACGAACCCGCACGACGCCUUCUUCUACAUCGAGUGCGUCUGCAACGCCUGGUUCACCUUCGAGAUCAUCAUCCGCUUCGUGGCCAGCCCCAGCAAGCUGGACUUCGUGCGCGGCGCGGUCAACAUCAUAGACUUCACGGCCACGCUGUCCUUCUACAUCGACCUCACUCUCCAGAAGCUGGCCUCGCACCUGGAGAACGCGGACAUACUAGAGUUUUUCUCAAUCAUCCGCAUCAUGCGACUGUUCAAGCUCACCCGCCACUCGGCGGGCCUCAAAAUCCUCAUACAGACAUUCAAGGCCAGCGCGGGCGAGCUCAUUCUGCUGGUCUUCUUCCUGGUGCUGGGCAUCGUGAUAUUCGCCAGCCUCGUGUACUACGCCGAGCGAAUCCAGUCGAACCCGGAGAACGACUUCAACAGCAUACCGCUCGGCCUCUGGUGGGCCCUGGUCACGAUGACCACAGUGGGCUACGGUGACAUGGUGCCCAAGACUUACGCCGGCAUGUUCGUGGGUGCGCUGUGCGCGCUGGCCGGCGUGCUGACCAUCGCGCUGCCCGUGCCCGUGAUCGUGUCCAACUUUGCCAUGUUCUACUCGCACACGCAAGCGCGUGCCAAGCUGCCCAAGAAGCGGAGACGUGUGGUGCCCAUCGAAGUGCCCCGGGGACCUCACCGAAGGCCACCCGACCUCAAGAACACCAAAGACGCUUGUAAGGCGGGACGGCAGCAGCAAGUGAUGGCUGACCUUCCCAGGAGAAAUCAAACGAUACGCACCAGGGGUCCGGGCAAUGGGGAAGAGUGCGUGCCGAUGCUGAUGCUGAACCAUUCGGAAACUGCCCAGGAGACGACGGGCCGGACACCGCCGCGGCGAACCAGCGGCUCCACCGACAGGAACGCCAAGCCCCUUGAGAUGGGUGCCUCGAGCAUCUCUCCAGCGUCCCACGUGAGCUGCGGCGGCGGCGGUUCUGCGGCGGACGGUGGGAGCGGUGGCAGUUCGUCGGCGGCCGUCAACCCGUCCUCGACCACGGCCAACCUGAUUCAGCUGGCCGGCAGUGUGAGCAUAACAGAACGGGUGCACCGGGGCAGCGCCUCCUCGGCCGCCUCCAUCCUGGCCAUCGCCAACAAAAUCGAGACGUGAGGUCGAGGCACGCCGUU
Messenger RNA from Rhipicephalus microplus (southern cattle tick), 1873 nucleotides. Its product is annotated as potassium voltage-gated channel protein Shaw. Gene Ontology annotation, cellular component: presynaptic membrane; voltage-gated potassium channel complex; postsynaptic membrane. NCBI's taxonomy places the organism in Eukaryota, Metazoa, Arthropoda, Arachnida, Ixodida, Ixodidae. Gene Ontology annotation, biological process: action potential; potassium ion transmembrane transport; protein homooligomerization. The record is from RefSeq and is a predicted model, not a curated record. Gene Ontology annotation, molecular function: protein binding; delayed rectifier potassium channel activity.